Alternaria postmessia is the source of this 1122-nucleotide messenger RNA. RefSeq lists its product as uncharacterized. Lineage: Eukaryota; Fungi; Ascomycota; Dothideomycetes; Pleosporales; Pleosporaceae. The record is from RefSeq and is a predicted model, not a curated record. The transcript has 5 exons. Bases 1 to 1122 code for a protein of 373 amino acids.
AUGACGGGAGGCGAAUACGUCCCUUUCAACGCAUUUAGCUUCGCAUACUUUGUCAUCCAUGACGGUUCGCGGAUCGAUUUAGAAGACGAUCAUAUUGCACUAGAUAAAGAUCCUGAAAAGAGCAAUUACCAGUAUCUAAACAGGUUUGAACCAGUAAUCCCAUUGCUCGGCUCGCUUGAUGGGAGAUUCAGCACGUGCCAUUGGGAUCCGUCAAGGAGUGGCAACAGGGACUUCAACUCUACGUACUGUGAGUUGCAGCGCAACGUAUCUAGGUAUGCUGCAGAAUACGGCUUCAACAGAGGAGACAAGAUAAAUUCUACCUUUGGAGGACAACUUCUGCCGCCGCCUACACUCAACAUCUCAGCGCCAUCUCUGGUUAGGACCACGAAGUAUGAAGAUGAAGAUUAUGAUUCUUACGAAGACCGAUUAUUUAGAGUCACUAAUGACCCAUCGCAAAUGCUAUGGGCAUACGAUAACAAGACAUACGAUUUCAAUUACCUACAAGGGAAUGGGAAGUGUCAGGCUGCGCUGGACUACAAAUGGGGAUUCUCAUACAUCCAACUAUUCAUUAUGGUAAUCUUCCACAUAGUUUGGACUCUUGGACUCUUAACCAUGUGGAUCAGAGCCUGCAUGGUUAUGAAGAAACGAGGGCGAGGCAGAGAAGACGUGGCAGGAGAAAAUAAGGCUGUUUUCGAACUUGCAGCCGCGAUGCGAGAGCAGAUGAAUGAGCCUACAAAAGAAGAGGGCGACGAUGUGUCUGCUUUGACCGAAGCAAAGCUGCGACGACGCAUUAAAAACAAUCUACGCGGGGGGUCCAUCUCAUACAACACUCCAAUACUUCCGAACGGGGAAGGCGGCGAGAAGUGGAAUGCCAUAGCUUGGAUAAAGAGCCACAAGCUGAGCAUCAUUGCGAUGAUCGUAUGCCUUGUGGCGAUGAUGAUCAAUUUGUUUGUUUGGGUACCAGACGAUACCGGUACCGUCGCCCUUCUCCCAUUACCCACCGUGUUGAUCGCCGCUUUGUACAUCGGGUCAACCAGGGGAAGUCGCAUCGUCUUGUUUGUCUGGAUCUUCAUCCUUGUCGUCAUUCCGACGCAGAUUACCGUAUCUAUAGCUACAUAUUAA